Molecule: messenger RNA, 1254 nt
Organism: Trachymyrmex cornetzi
Lineage: Eukaryota; Metazoa; Arthropoda; Insecta; Hymenoptera; Formicidae
Exons: 1
Coding region: 1-1254 (417 amino acids)
Source: RefSeq, a predicted model, not a curated record
AUGACCGACAAAAUUAAAAUACUUAUACAAAAGCGGACAUCGGUAAAGUCACAAAUCACGAGCUUAAAUAAUAUCCUCGACAAAGGUGAAUUGGAUCAUAUUGCUGUAAGGUUCCGAAUGAAUCGUUUAACGGAAUUAUAUCGCGCAUUCGAGGAUCAUAAUGACGAAUUAGCGGUGUUAGACUCAGACGAAAGACAUCAAACUGAAUUUACGAAUUUGCAGGAUCGAUAUUAUUCACUCGCGAGUAGAGUCGAAACCAUAACACGCGCGGCCGACGUCGCGGAAUCGAGUACCAGUACGUCGACCGGGGAGAGUCGAAACAGCGAUGCGACGCUUUCUACAUCGGUCAAGAAACGACGGAUAAAACUGCCCGAUGCGCAUUUGCCGACAUUCGAUGGCAAAUACGAAUCGUGGCUAUCGUUCAAAAACACCUUCCACAAUAUGAUAGGGUCGCAAACCGAUCUUUCAGAAAUUGACAAAUUACAUUACCUCAAAUCCGCAUUGACAGGCGAGGCUGCGAGUAAAAUACGCAUUUUCGAAAUAGAUGGAAUAAAUUAUUCGAAAGCUUGGGAGUUACUCGAACGUGCAUACGAGGUGAAACGCGUUCUGAUUUCGCGACAUCUGUCGUUGCUCUUUGGCUUGCCGACGUUAGAUAGAGAAUCGACAACCGGGCUAUCUAAACUCGCGGACGAUGCACAGCAGCAUGUGGCAUCGUUAAGCGCACUAGGAGUCAGCGUCGGGUCCGAAGUAGUCGUACAUACAUUAGAAAGUAAAUUGCCAAAGAGCGCAUUAGAGCGAUGGGAAACCAGUCUCGACAGGGAUGAAUUUCCGAAACUCGAAUUUAUGUACGAAUUUUUGUAUAAAUCCGCGGUCUGCGCGUCGAAACGAGAGAGAGCGAAGGCGACAGAAUCUGAAAGGAAUAAGAUCGAGCCCUCGAUUAAGAAGAAACGCGUUUCCGUAGCAAACCAGGUGUUUAUGCUGAACGCAUCGCGUAAUUGCGUGAUAUGCAAGAAUAAACGACAUCCUUUAUAUCUAUGCGAAAAAUUCAAACUUCUUUCCGCACAAAAACGGAUCGACGUAGUCAAGAGUGCGAAGCUGUGUUACAAUUGUUUGCGGUCUCACAGAGGUAGCGCUUGCAAAUUCUCUAGUUGCACGAUCUGUCAAAACCGGCACAAUACGCUCUUGCACAUCGAUGGUUUUGCCGGGGCGAAUAAAUCCAACAUAACAAAUUCAGCGUCGGAAAAAACCGAAUGA